ACACACACACACACUGUCCCUCCUCCUUUAACAGAGCACGGGGCAGCCAUUCCGAGGGCUGUGGAGAGAUACAUUCCCUUCUCUGCUUCCCCUGCAAAGGAGGACAGUAACAGAAACCUGGAAGAAUUAUUUCACAGCUGGACGAAACAAUAGGAGAGGCGAACACAGGCACAACUACUAAAAUCAAUAAGAUCGCUACUUUGUUACCUGACUUGCCAGAGAGCACCGCUGGGUUAGCUGCCUCUUUAUGUGGUGCCUUCUGGGGGAGUUUAUGAUGUCGCUUUGGUUUGUGUCUUAACCACAAACGGAUGUGGAGGAGAAACGUUCAGCUAUAAUUCAAUCUGAUCUGUCUCUCUGUGUCUGGAUCCCUGUGUGUCUUGUUUCUGCUGUUGGACAUCUGAAACAAGGAAGGAGUUAACUUGAUGUGUAGAUGGAUGUAAGAUUUUACCCACCAGCAGCACAGCCUGCAGCUCCUGACACCCCCUGUCUGGGACCUUCUCCUUGCCUGGACCCCUACUAUUGUAACAAGUUUGACGGGGAGAACAUGUAUAUGAGCAUGACAGAGCCAAGCCAGGAUUAUGUGCCAGCAAGCCAGUCAUAUCCUGGACACAGUUUAGAAAAUGAAGAUUUUAAUAUUCCACCAAUAACCCCUCCAACACUACCAGAACAUGCACUGGUGCCCUUGUCAGAUGCAGAAUCCGGAUAUCAUCCCCUCUGUCACCCAAUGAGCCAAAAUGGCCUACUCUCGUUCCAUCCACAGAACAUGGAUUUACCUGCAAUUACUGUUUCAAACAUGCUAAACCAAGAUGGACCUCUGCUAUCUAACUCGCAUCCAGUGAUGCAAGAGCUUCAAAAUUCCAAUGGAACUCACUAUUCCCCACAUUCCCAAAUGGCAGCCAUGAGAGCAAGAGUUCAACCACAGGAUAUCAGACAGGCGGGUAUGAUGCCACAUGGCCAGUUAACUACAAUCAACCAAUCCCAACUGAGUGCUCAACUGGGAUUGAACAUGACAGGAAACAAUGUUGCCCAUAAUUCUCCAUCUCCACCUGGAAGUAAAUCUGCAACACCUUCACCAUCUAGUUCAGUCCACGAAGAUGAAGUGGAUGAUACCGCCAAGAUAAGUGCAGCAGAAAAAAGGCCUGCACCUGACAUCGGAAAGAAGCCAAAAACUCCCAAAAAGAAAAAGAAGAAAGAUCCAAAUGAGCCACAAAAACCUGUGUCUGCAUACGCUUUGUUCUUCAGAGACACACAAGCUGCCAUUAAAGGACAAAAUCCAAAUGCUACAUUUGGAGAGGUUUCCAAAAUAGUGGCCUCAAUGUGGGAUGGACUUGGAGAAGAGCAAAAGCAGGUGUACAAAAAGAAAACAGAGGCUGCCAAAAAAGAAUAUCUUAAGCAAUUGGCUGCAUAUCGAGCAAGUCUUGUAUCCAAGAGCUACAAUGAUCCUGCGGAUGUAAAGACAUCUCAGCCUUCACAAAUGAUGAAUUCAAAGCCUCCAGUGUUUCAUGGACCCACACAGACGCAUUCCACACUGUAUCUCAGCUCACCUUAUCAUCAACAGUCAACGAUGAGUCCUCAUUUAUCUGCCAUGCAUCCCGGUAUCAACAGGAAUAUAGCUCCUAAGCCCAACAACCAAAUGCCAGUGACUGUUUCUCUAGCAAGCAUGGCUGUAUCUCCUCCUCCCUCUCUUCAAAUGAGUCCACCUCUUCACCAACAUCUGCAUAUGCCUCAACACCAGCAAAUGUCAAUGCAGCAGUCCAUUGGCAACCAUCAACUACAGAUGCAGAACCAGACAGUUUUACAUUCAUCAGCAAUGCAUCAGGGAUUUUCUCUUCAGCAAGAAUAUCAAAAUCUAAUUAACCCAACAUCUACAGCGGCCCAGGUUGUCACACAAGCAAUGGAAUAUGUUCGUUCAGGUUGCAGGAAUCCUCCAGGACAAACUGUAGAAUGGAACAAUGACUACUGCAGUAAUGGGAACAUGCAGAGAGACAAAGCAUUGUAUCUUACCUGAUAACCCGAAUCUUGGAGAGAAAAAACAUCUUUCAGAUGAAGAAUGCAGGGACAACUUUUGUCAAAAGAUUGCACUAAGCGAUCAGGGCAAUUCUGCAUUUUUGUUAGGAAAUACAAGUUGCUAAGCACUUAGGACAUUUGCAUUUGUGGUUUAUCCACUCUGGGAAAAAAAAAUAGUCUUGCUUCUUUCCUUUUACUUUUCAAAAUUCUUUAAUGAACAUUUUCCUUGUACUUACUGAAAGAAAAUCGGACCAUUCAAAUUUUAUGUUGGUUUUGCUGUGAAGUGCUGCCUAACUAACUGCCUUAGCAACUGUAGACAUCUCAGAUAAAAGUCCUGGAUUUUCCAUUGGUUUUCAUAAUGGUUGUUUCUAUAAAUCGAAUAAAGACUUUUUAAAUGGCUUGAUGUAGCACUCAUAGCAAGAUUGUAUAUAGCAUAUAUGUUCUCUCUCCUAGAGUAUAAAAUGUGAAUGUUUUUCUAGCUAAAUUGAAAUUUGAAACUGGUUCAUUCUAGUCGGCGAAUUUCAGAAACGGGGCAGAAUUGACAAGCAUUCAUAUUUUUACUUGUUUUUUUAAUGCUUAAUAUGUCUAUAUUUUCAAAACAUUUUGAAGAAAAGUUUCUCCAAGAUAAUAAUAAUAAUUAUUAAUAAUAAGAAUAUUAUGAAUCAAGAAAUUGGCUUUGUGUCAAUGAUCCAAUGAAAAAGUAAUCUACGGUGUGGUGUAGAGAAAUCAGACAUGUUUAUUUUGUACUGCGUUCAAAUGGCAUUUUGUAUCACUUCUUGUGCAACUGUUAGUAAAUGUCCUUAUCUGUAUAAAACUGCCAAAUGCUUAAAUGUUAUUUUACUAGAUGCAGAAACAGAUUGGAAACAGCUAAAUUAUAACCUUGAUAUAUGGCUAUGUAUUAUUGUUUAUCCAUACUGUGUCUGUAUUUAAUCUUUUUUUUUAUUUUAUUUGAAGCCUGUUGCGCCUAUUUAUGAAAUAAUAA
This is a messenger RNA of Pelobates fuscus (common spadefoot toad), 2989 nucleotides long. RefSeq names its product thymocyte selection associated high mobility group box (gene TOX). Gene Ontology annotation, molecular function: chromatin DNA binding. The transcript has 9 exons. Gene Ontology annotation, biological process: leukocyte differentiation; regulation of transcription by RNA polymerase II. NCBI's taxonomy places the organism in Eukaryota, Metazoa, Chordata, Amphibia, Anura, Pelobatidae. The coding region runs from base 431 to 2008 and encodes 525 amino acids. The record is from RefSeq and is a predicted model, not a curated record. Gene Ontology annotation, cellular component: nucleus.